This is a messenger RNA of Zootoca vivipara (common lizard), 3232 nucleotides long. RefSeq names its product TIA1 cytotoxic granule associated RNA binding protein like 1 (gene TIAL1). Gene Ontology annotation, molecular function: RNA binding; DNA binding. The record is from RefSeq and is a predicted model, not a curated record. NCBI's taxonomy places the organism in Eukaryota, Metazoa, Chordata, Lepidosauria, Squamata, Lacertidae.
UGGUUCCUCCUCUUCCCCCCCCCCCGCCUUCUCUCGGUCCUAGUCUUUUGCUUCUGCCGGGGGCCUGGACGUGAAACGAGGGGCCGCGGAGCUCUCGCGUUUCUUUACAAAAAAACACUCCACCCCUUCUUCCCGGUUGUCGGAGCCUACCGGUAGUCCCUUCCCUCCUCCGCGCGGUGUCCUGGGUCCGUCUGCGAGCGGCCCUCCUUCGCCGCGAUGGAAGACGACGGGCAGCCCAAGACACUGUUUCUAUACUAUGCCUGUCAAUGCAGCAUAAGUGAUGUCUCAUGAAUUAGGGAGACAGCCUAUAGAGCUAUGUAGGAAAUCUUUCCAGAGAUGUGACUGAAGUACUUAUACUUCAGUUAUUCAGCCAAAUUGGACCCUGCAAAAGCUGUAAAAUGAUAACAGAGCAACCCGAUAGCAGAAGGGUCAACUCUUCUGUUGGAUUUUCUGUUUUGCAGCAUACAAGCAAUGACCCUUAUUGCUUUGUGGAAUUUUAUGAACACAGGGAUGCAGCUGCUGCAUUAGCUGCUAUGAAUGGGAGAAAAAUUUUGGGAAAGGAAGUAAAGGUUAACUGGGCAACAACACCAAGUAGCCAGAAAAAAGAUACAUCAAAUCACUUCCAUGUGUUUGUGGGAGAUUUAAGUCCAGAAAUAACAACAGAAGACAUCAAGUCAGCAUUUGCUCCUUUUGGUAAAAUAUCGGAUGCACGGGUAGUUAAAGAUAUGGCAACAGGAAAAUCUAAAGGAUAUGGCUUUGUAUCGUUUUAUAAUAAAUUGGAUGCAGAAAAUGCAAUUGUGCAUAUGGGUGGCCAGUGGUUAGGUGGUCGACAAAUCAGAACUAACUGGGCAACACGGAAACCGCCUGCCCCUAAAAGUACACAAGAAAAUAACACAAAACAACUGAGAUUUGAAGAUGUAGUGAAUCAGUCAAGCCCUAAAAACUGUACAGUCUACUGCGGAGGAAUUGCCUCUGGAUUAACAGAUCAGUUGAUGAGACAGACAUUUUCACCUUUUGGGCAGAUUAUGGAAACAAGAGCUUUUCCAGGAAAAGGCUAUUCAUUUGUGAGGUUUUCAACUCAUGAAAGUGCAGCACAUGCCAUUGUUUCAGUAAAUGGAACUACAAUUGAAGGCCAUGUUGUUAAAUGCUAUUGGGGUAAAGAAUCACCAGAUAUAAGUAAAAACUUCCCACAGGUGGAUUACAGUCAGUGGGGGCAUUGGAGUCAAGUGUAUGGGAAUCCACAGCAGUAUGGACAGUACGUCACCAAUGGGUGGCAAGUGCCAUCUUAUGGAGUGUAUGGACAAGCAUGGAAUCAACAGGGAUUUGGUGUGGAUCAAACACCAUCUGCAGCCUGGAUGAGUGGAUUUGGUGCCCAGCCUGCCCAGGGACAAGCAGCUCCUGUAAUACCCAAUCAGGCUGGAUAUGUGUUUUACAUCACAGAUUUUAAGAAAAAUGACAUUAAAGAUGCUUUUAGUUGAACAGUAAAUCCUGACGUUUUGGCUGUGGACCAAACAUUACAUCAAAGAAGACAGUGUUUUCUUCAUUAACCACAAAGCCAUCAUUCAGAAGACAUACUCAUGGAAAUAGCUUUUUUUCCACAAAUUAUUUUUUCCCAUAUGUUUGAAGAAACCGAAGUCUGGUAUAAAUAUUUCAGUCUUUGCUGGAAAACAGUGCUAUCUGCAAUACUUGAGCAAACACUUGUUAACCACAUUCAGGAGCAUAUUAAAUCUUUUCAGAUCUUGUUUGCUUGAAGUGAAAACAUUUGCAUUUGAUUUUGGGGGAGCAGUGUUUUUCCAAAGUAUGGUGCUUAAGCAGUCAUACUUGUACUUUUACAUAAAAGUUUGUACCUAACUGCAAUGUUGCAAAAGCAUGCUCAGAAAUAGAAGUAGCAAUGUAAUUAUUCAAAAUAAUACUUAAUAUGCUCUGCUGCUAUAUUUGCAGUAGAUUGACAAGAAUGUGAAAGACUGACACUUCCAAAGUUGGCUACUAUGUAAAGUGACAUAACUAUACAAAGAGCCUUAAUUCUUCAAUACCUUUUGUCACUAGAAACCGGAAUUAUUUUCCUUUCUGUUACUCAGUAUGUAAAUAUUUUGGUUGAUAACCUUGUAUACCUACUUGAUGGUUCCUAUAAGUUGUAUAGUAACUGAGUGUUAAAAAAAAAUUAUUGGGGAUGUUUUUUAAAUCUAGAAAUAUUUAGCCCAAGAAUUUUUUUAACCAGAUUGUUAAAAUACCUUAUUUUAGAAAUUCCUCAAUGUGCCAUUUGGUUAACAGAAAUGCAGUUGAAACAAGUAUACUGAGCUGUGGCUUAUUCUUAGUUAAAAUGUUUGUGGGUGGGGUUUUUUUGUAUUUUGGGGUGGCUUGCAUGUGACAAACCUGUACAGAGGCUGGGUUGUUUGUGCACCGAGUAUUACUGGGAUAAAUCAUGAAGUUGUUCAAAUGGUAUACUUGGGUUAUUUCUCACUUAUUUUGUGGAUACACUGACACAACUGCCUCAAUAAAUUUUGAGUUGAAAACGAAUGUAAGUUAGAUACAAUAACUGUGUGUGUUACCUACUACAGCUAGGGGGUGCAGAUGUUUCAUCUCUAAGUGUGCUGAAUGCACUGAAGCCCUCCACUUGGAUAAAUAGUCCGCUGCAAUGAAUAAACAAAAUAGAUUUGCCUUUCAGUGGACACCAAUUCUAGAAAAAUACUAAUCCUGAAUAAGAAGUGGAUGUGACAAAAGUCCCACGUUACAGAUUUAGAACAAUUUGAAAAUGCUUCAUGUGUUCUCUGAGACUGUUAAGUGUUUUUUUUCUUCUUCUGGGCAAACCAAUCGUCUUGCUACUUGGAUAACAGUGAAGAGGAUACUUUUUGCAGCUCAAGCAGUGGCUCUUCUAAAUUGUCAGCAUUAGCAGCAGGGAAAUCUCUAAACCCUGUACUUUAUCUGACAUAUUCUUCAGGUGUUCUGAAUUUCUGAAUUGUGUUAAACCUGGGAAGAUAGGGCACAACCUCUGUUGUUACAGGCUACAAAGUCUAAGAAGAUAGAAUUACUUUAAAAAAAAAUCCUACUCCUGCUAAAUAACAUUUUGUUCAUUAUUGAAUCCAUGCUGUACGUGGACCGGCAAUUGCUCCCCAAAGGAAUUUUAUCCUCUGGUUCUGUUUUACAACAUGAAUGUAACAGUAAUCAGAAAAGUAAUGAAAUAUAAUGUCUUUCAGGAGUGAUGCAUGUUACAUAAAUGUGUUUCCCAAGUCUG